Messenger RNA from Prorocentrum cordatum, 1220 nucleotides. Lineage: Eukaryota; Dinophyceae; Prorocentrales; Prorocentraceae. The record is from the annotation of a GenBank genome assembly.
GAGAAGAAUUAGCAGCACAGGGCCGAAGAGUGCACGGGAAGCGGGCGCCCGAGCGAUGGCGGGGUGCCAGGCCGGUGCUCUGCGGCUGGUGGCGACCAUAUGGUGGUCCCGUCUGGGCCGCAGGUUUCAGAAUCGAUGUCUUCGGCGAUGGGGGAGAGCUCUUACGACGCGACGAGCAACGACGGCUUGUUGAUUGCGCUGCUGCUCGUUCUGGUGCGCGGGCCAGUCAACUACGUAGGCGCGUGGCGCCAAAUUAUUACAGGGCCGCAGGAGUACCUCGAGAAGCAGCGCAUCAUGGAGCUAUUCAACGAUCUCUGCGCGUCCGUCGCCUUCAACAAACCGCAGGACGUGCGCGCGUUCCUGCUGCAGGAGCUGGCCAAGCGGGAGCGGGAGGGCGCCCAGGCUGGCCUUUUCGAGGACUCGGAGAUCGUCGCUGUCUUCCAGCUGGCCGACCUCAAGUCGCACGGCGUCAUCAGCUCCAAGCAGGCCCGCGCCGCGCUGCUCUCCCUCGCCAGCUCCGAGAGGCAGCGCCUGAACAUCGAGACCAUGGAGCUUCCGGACGAGCUGGACCUGCCGGCGUUCCAGGAGAAGGCCAAGUCAGUUCUUCGAGGAGGCCAGGGCGGUCAAUUACACGCUCAGGCUCCUCGGGCAGUUGAUCUCGCACUACUGCGUGCCACGGCACCGACUGGGGCUUAAGAGGCCCAGCCAUGUUCUGUUGCAGCUGUGGUGCGCACCGUUCCUCCGGCAGAGGCCUCGCUGAGCGGGCCUGUGCAAAGGGCAGUUCGAGACGGGUCUGCCUCCUCGGGCAAUGUAAUCGGGUGCGCACCCACAGACAGAGGGUCUCGUAGGUUCUCCUGAGGCGGGUCUGCCCGACUAUUGGGGUCGCUCCGCUGUGGCUCGUGUCAUGCAGAGCGCUGCCGGGAGACUUGCUGUCGCCUCUCCAUCUUUGCACCCCUGCAUCCCACCGUGCGUGCACACUCUCCUCGCCCUUGACCUUCGAGCCUCGAGCCACAUGCGGUGCUGAACCAAGGUGCUGGCGCCCUGGUCCCCCCCUUCCACCCCAGCAGCAGAGCUUUGCUCGGGGAUGGGGGUGUGGGGGGUGGACGCCCGGGCAGCAACUCCAGCCAAGAUUAAGAGGAGAGCCUGACCUGGGAGCGAGGGAGACAGAUGGAGGUGCGCGCCUUUGACCUCCUCCUCUUCCUCUGCCGCUUUACUUCUCU